CCCGUCCCAAGUGACUCCUCAACACUCGCAGCUAUGGCCACGCGCCCUGUCGCGCGGCCAUGGCGGCUGGCGCUUCUGGCGCUGCUGGCGGGUCCCGCAUGGAUCGGCCCGCGAGGGUCGGCGGUGCCGGCGCGGGCGGCGCCGGUGGCGCGGGCGAGCGGCCGGAGCUCCGAGUGGCCGGAGAUGUUUGCAUGGGUGAAGAGCACUGGCAUGGACACCUCAGACAUUCAAGUCCAGGUGGAGCCCACGGAGGAGCUCGCGAAGGGCGAGCUGGGCUUGAUCACCACUGCCCCACUGCAGGCGGGGGAUAUCUUGGCCUGGGCCCCCACGAAGCUGCUGCUGAACAAGCAGAAGGCGGUAGAUAUUUGGGGCUCCAAGAUUGAAGACCUGUCCGACCGCUUGGCCCUGAUCUUACUGCUGAUCCAAGAGCGCUUCGUGCACGGCGCCGACUCGAAGUGGCACGUCUACAUGCGCUCGCUGCCGCGCUUUGACGGGGACGUCUCGGGCCCCAGCUUCCUAUGGUCCGAAGAGGAGAUCGAAGAACUGCAGGGGAGUGAUGGCUACGGCGCGGCCCUGGCGAUGUACAACGCGGUGGUGGAUGAGUACGAAUUCCUCAAUGCGACGCUCUUCAAGGAUCAUGAAACUGAUUUUCCGCAGGACACCUUCAGCUUCGACCACUUCUUGUGGGGGGCUGCAAAUGUGGCAUCCAGGGCAUACGGAGACGAUGCCGAUGGGACCAAUCUUUGUAUCGCUCCGCUGGUGGACUUUCUGAACCAUAAAGCUGGCGCGUUGCAGCUGACUCGUUUCGGUAACGGAAUCGUGGCCUAUGCACACAAGCACUACGAGGCCGGGGAGCAAGUCUGGGUGAGCUACGGGGGCAAGAGCAACGCGGAGCUGCUGUCGCAGUACGGCUUCGUGGAUCCGGACAACGGCCAGGAGGCGGUGUACAUCCGCAUGGGCGAGCACCUGACCGCGUCGGAGGAGAAGAUGACGUUGAUCGCCGAGCUCCUGGAGGUGGACUCCGCGGAGGGGGCCAUCUUCCGUCUCUCGCGGCGGCCGCGGGAGUGGGAGCCGAAGCUGCUGCCGGUGCUGCGGGUGGUGGCGCUGGAGGGCGAGCUGCCCAGCGCGGAGGAGAUGAUUCCCAGAGCGCCGGAGCUGGAGGCCGCGGCAUAUCGAGCGCUGCAGCGGGCCAUCGAUCUGCGAGCGGCCGAGUACCCGCGGUUGGACUCGGAGGCGCCACAGGAGCUGGACGAGAGGCGGGCCUUGGCGCGGAAGCUGCGGGUGUCGGAGGGGGAGCUGCUGGAGCUGGUGAAGACCUACGCCUUGGACCAGGAGCUAAGAGCCAGCGGCUAAAAUUGAGGAGCCAGCUGCGGUUCACAGCUCUGGACUUGUCUGCGGGGCGGCGGCUGUUUGAGGAGUUCGGGGUUUGAGGAUUCAUCAUUUCCAAGAGGACGUGGGGGUCUGCGGGCGUCUGGUGUUUGAGGUUUGGGGUUUGAGGAAAGGCCCAAAACUGUGAAACUUGGGUGUGAGUUGAUUGGAAACUUGAAGUGGAAUGUGCGAUACACUGUUGAUGCUCACGUCUUUAUGGUUUUUUCGAGGUCAAAACCGUGGAUCCUCUGUAGAGCUACUAGUUUGCAACCUGACGUGGAAGGGCUUGCUUGGGCGAUGGAUGCGAAGCCCCGAUGUAGCAAAUUUAGCUGCCUUGCUCAUCGGGGAGGUGUUCUCAUGGUUUGGCAGCUGCAGGGAAGGAGAAGGGUGUCGACGAGGUGGAUAUAACUCUUGGACAGAGUUAUCCCUUGCAAUUCCUGGUGUGUCAAUGGUAAUAUAUAGGGACAGCGCUGGACUUUCAAGACAAGUUUGCCGGCAAUCUUUUCAGAGCAAUUGGGAGAAGAUGUGGCUGCGCGAGGUUCUUGAGCUAUGACAUAUGGCAAGUGGGAUGGGCGGCAGGAACGUUCGCCUCGGAAUGGCCUAGCCAGCAU
Molecule: messenger RNA, 1979 nt
Organism: Effrenium voratum
Lineage: Eukaryota; Dinophyceae; Suessiales; Symbiodiniaceae
Source: the annotation of a GenBank genome assembly